AUGAGAGCAGCAAAUGAUCUCUGGUCAGAUAUUCUUGAUGACAUGGAAGAAAGGGGUUGUGUUGGAAAGUCCCUAUCACUGGCAUGUCAAAAUCACCCGACAACCAUAACGCAUGUCAGUAACGACUCUGAUUUCAAGAAAGUUCCAAAUGGUGGAUGUAGUGUCAAUUGCAAAGCGAGAUUGGACUGUGGUCAUAAAUGCGAGCAGCUGUGUCAUCCAACUGAUCCUAAUCAUGAAGAAUACGACUGCAGGAAGCGUUGUCAAAAAAAAUGCCAGCGUGAUCAUCCGUGUAAACGUCUUUGCUAUCAGGAUUGCAAUAAUUGUAUGGUUGAAGUUUCCAAGGUUGUUCCCCGAUGCAAUCAUCUCCUCGGAAUGUCCUGUCAUCAGGAUCCCUCCACUUUUCAGUGUACAAAGCCGUGUCCAAAGAAGCUCCGUUGUGGACAUGCAUGUCCAAAAAAAUGUGGAGAACGUUGUGAAAGAAAAUGCGCUGAAGAGGUUCGCAAAACUUGGUCUUCGUGUAAUCAUACAUACAAAACUCAAUGUCAUAUUGAUCCUACGAAGACUGUGUGCCCGAAACCUUGUAACACUUUACUGAAGUGCGAACAUAUUUGUACAG
Paramuricea clavata is the source of this 616-nucleotide messenger RNA. Lineage: Eukaryota; Metazoa; Cnidaria; Anthozoa; Malacalcyonacea; Plexauridae. The record is from the annotation of a GenBank genome assembly.